Messenger RNA from Camelus dromedarius (Arabian camel), 23286 nucleotides. It is a transcript of the gene LYST, whose product is annotated as lysosomal trafficking regulator. NCBI's taxonomy places the organism in Eukaryota, Metazoa, Chordata, Mammalia, Artiodactyla, Camelidae. Gene Ontology annotation, molecular function: protein binding. The record is from RefSeq and is a predicted model, not a curated record. The coding region runs from base 226 to 11622 and encodes 3798 amino acids. The transcript is spliced from 53 exons.
GCGGCGGCGGCGGCGGCGGCGGCGGCGGCGGCGGCGGCGGCUCGGGGUUCUCCUGGUGAGGCGGGACGCGCGGCUGCGGCCAGCGAGCAGUGAUUUUCCUGGACGUUGGGAGCUGGGAGUUGGGAGAGGAGGCGUAAGGAGCUACGAUCAAGCUGUUUUGUUCCGAUCAAGUAUGUUCCAAGACUCCCUCACUCAAGACUCUGUUCUUGAAGCUACAGCUCGGUCAUGAGCACUGACAGUAACUCCUUGGCACGUGAGUUUCUGACCGAUGUCAACCGGCUUUGCAAUGCAGUGGUCCAGAGAGUGGAGGCCAGGGAGGAGGAGGAGGAGGAGACGCACAUGGCAGCCCUUGGACAAUACCUUGUCCAUGGCCGAGGAUUUCUGUUACUGACCAGGCUAAAUUCUAUCAUUGACCAGGCAUUGACAUGUAGGGAAGAACUCCUUACCCUGCUUCUGUCGCUGCUCCCCCUGGUCUGGAAGAUCCCUGUUCAAGAGGAAAAGGCAGCUGAUUUUAACCUGCCGUUCUCAGCUGAUAUCAUCCUGACCAAAGAAAAGAGCUCUAGUUCUCAAAGAUCUACUCAGGAAAAAGUAUAUUUAGAAGGAAGUGCCCCAGCUGGUCAGGUUUCUGCAAAAGUAAACGUUUUUCAAAAAAGCAGAAGACAGCGUAAAACUACCCAGCGCUAUUCUGUAAGAGACGCGAGAAAGACCCAGCUCUCCACCUCCGACUCGGAAGCCAAUUCAGAUGACAAGAGUGUGGCAGUGGGUAAGCACAGGAGGUCCCACCUGCUGCAGCGUUUGGUAACCCAGUCUCCUAAAGAAGGCCUCCUCACUGCUGAGCUUGACCGCUCAUCAGCCAAAGAAGAGCAGGUUCCUCCUGCUGCCAUGGCUCUGGACGAUUCCAGGGAGACCAUUCCAAGACAGGAGUCAAACACUGACGUUUUAAGUGAGCCGGCUGCCUUGUCUAUUAUCAGGCACAUGAGCAAUUCUCCAUUUGACCUGUGUCAUGUUUUGUUAUCUUUAUUAGAGAAAGUUUGUAAGUUUGACAUUACCUUGAAUCAUAGUUCUGCCCUAGCAGCCAGUGUAGUGCCGACACUGACCGAGUUCCUAGCAGGUUUUGGGGACUGCCGUGAUCUCAGCGACGGUUUGGAGAGUCAGAUGGUUUCUGCGGGUUGGACCGAAGAACCCGUGGCUUUGAUUCAACGGAUGCUUUUUCGCACGGUGUUGCAUCUCAUGUCAGUAGAUAUUAGUACCGCAGAGAUAAUGCCAGAAAGUCUCAGAAAAAAUUUAACCGAAUUGCUUAGAGCAGCUUUAAAAAUUAGAACCUGCCUAGAAAAGCAGCCUGACCCUUUUGCACCGAGACAAAAGAAAACACUACAGGAGGUUCAGGAGGACUUUGUGUUUCCCAGGUACCGCCACAGAGCCCUUCUUCUGCCCGAGCUUCUGGAAGGAGUUCUCCAGAUUCUGAUCUGUAGUCUUCAAAGUGCAGCCUCAAACCCUUUCUUCUUCAGUCAGGCCAUGGAUCUGGUUCAAGAGUUCAUUCAGCAUCACGGAUUUAAUUUAUUUGAAACAGCAGUUCUUCAGAUGGAAUGGCUGGUUUUAAGAGAGGGAGUCCCUCCCGAGGCCUCAGAACAUCUGAAAGCCCUAAUAAAUAGCGUGAUGAAAAUUAUGAGCACUGUCAAAAAAGUGAAAUCAGAGCAGCUUCACCAGUCGAUGUGUACAAGGAGAAGGCACAGGCGUUGUGAAUAUUCCCACUUUAUGCAUCACCACAGAGAUCUCUCAGGUCUUCUGGUGUCGGCUUUUAAAAACCAGGUUUCCAAAAACCCAUUCGAAGAGACGGCAGACGGCGACGUUUAUUACCCGGAACGGUGCUGCUGCAUCGCCGUGUGCACGCACCGGUGCCUGCGCGUCCUGCAGCAGGCCUCCCUGAGCAGCACGUGCGUCCACAUCCUGUCAGGGGUUCAGAGCAUCGGCAUCUGCUGUUGCAUGGACCCCAAGUCCGUGAUCAUUCCUUUGCUCCACGCUUUUAAGUUGCCAGCGCUGAAAAACUUUCAGCAGCAUAUACUGAAUAUUCUUAACAAACUAAUUUUGGAUCAGUUAGGAGGAGCCGAGAUACCACAAAAAAUCAAGAAGGCAGCUUGCAAUAUUUGUACCGUGGACGUUGAUCAGCUCGCCAAGUUAGAAGAGACCCUGCAGGGAGACUCCAGCGCUGCCGAACCUUCGUCAGGUUUAUCCAGUCCUUCUUACAGGUGUCAGGGGAUCCUGCCCAGCAGUGGCGCUGAAGACUUGCUGUGGAAAUGGGAUGCCUUAGCGGCCUAUCAGAACUUUGUUUUUGAGGAAGACAGGUUACAGAGUGUACAGAUUGCAAAUCACAUCUGCAGUUUAAUCCAGAAAGGCAAUGUAGUUGUUCAGUGGAAACUGUAUAACUACAUCUUUAAUCCUGUGCUCCAAAGGGGAGUCAGACUAGCACAUCACUGUCAACAGCUCGGCAUUACUUCAGCGCAGACUCAUGUGUGCAGCCGUCAUCAUCAGUGUCUGCCCCAGGAAGUGCUUCAGAUUUAUUUAAAAACCCUACCUACCCUACUUAAAUCAAGGGUAAUAAGAGAUUUGUUUUUAAACUGUAAUGGAGUAAAUCAAAUAAUUGAAUUAAAUUACUUAGAUGGUAUUCGAAAUCACUCGCUAAAAGCAUUUGAAACUCUGAUAAUCAGCCUAGGGGAACAGCAGCAAGGCUCUUCGACUCCAGCUGUUGAUGGGAUGGACACUGAACAGGAGUCGUCAUCUUUCAGUGUAGCUGCUUUGCGUGACCAGCACGCUUAUUCAGAUUCUCAGAGUCUUAGCAAAUUUUAUGCCCGCCUCAAGGACACUUAUCCCAAGAAACAGAAGUCUGUCACCCAGGAUGUCCAUAUCAGCACGAUCAACCUGUUCCUCUGCGUGGCGUUCUUGUGUGUGAGCAAAGAAGCCGAGUGUGAGAGAGAGUCAGCCAAUGAGUCGGAAGACACUUCCGGCUACGACAGCACGGCCAGCGAGCCUCUGCAGUGCGUCCUGCCGUGCUUGUCUGUCCAGAGCCUCGUCCUGCCUUCGCCUGAACAGAUGCACCGCGCGGCAGACAUCUGGGCCAUGUGUCGAUGGAUCUACAUGCUGAGUCCCAUUUUCCAGAAACAGUUUUACAGGCUUGGUGGUUUCCGAGUAUGCCAUACAUUGAUAUUUAUGAUAAUCCAGAAACUAUUCACAAGUUCUGCAGAGGAGCAAGGGAAAAAGGAAGGAGCUAUAAAUGUGGGUGAAAACCAAGAUUCAAGCAGAACUUCUCAAUCUGAGGUCCCCGGGAAGGAAGAUUCAUUAUGUUUAACUGUAAAAGGUGACCCGGCACCGUCAGAACUGGGCGGCCUGAAAACAAGUGCUGGUGGUUUAGGUGAGUUGGAGUCACAGCACCUGUCCUCCGUAAACGUGGGGCAGAUUUCAGCUGCCCAGGCUGCUCCCGAGGAAGCAAAGGUAUUUACGCCUGGAGGAAGUGGGACCUCACUUCACAGCAUUCGACUUUUGGAGGCUCUUCUGGCCAUUUGUCUCCACGGCACCAGAGCUAGUCAGCAGAAGAUGGAGCUGGAGCCAGCUCAUCAGAACUUGUCAGUGGAAAAUAUAUUGCUUGAAAUGAAGGACCGUCUUUCCCAGUCCAAGGUGGUUGAAACAGAAUUAGCAAAGCCUUUAUUUGAUGCCCUGCUUCGAGUUGCUCUGGGGGAUCAUGCAGCAGAUUUUGAACCCAGCGAUGCCAUGACUGACAAGAGUCAUCAAUCUGAAGAAGAAUUGUCAUCCCAGCCUGGUGAUUUUUCAGAAGAAGCCGAGGAUUCUCAGUGUUGUAGUCUUAAAUUGUUGGUGGAAGAAGAAGGUUACGAAGCAGACAGUGAGAGCAACCCUGAGGACAGUGAAACCCGAGAUGAUGGGGUAGACUUAAAGCCUGAAGCAGAAAGUUUCAGUGCAUCAAGCAGUCCUAAUGACUUACUUGAAAACCUCACUCAAGGGGAAAUAAUUUAUCCCGAGAUUUGUAUGCUGGAAUUAAAUUUGCUCUCUGCUGGUAAAGCCAAACUUGAUGUGCUUGCCCACGUGUUUGAGAGUUUUUUGAAAAUCAUCAGGCAGAAAGAAAAGAACGUUUUCCUACUCAUGCAGCAGGGAACUGUGAAAACUCUUUUAGGAGGGUUCUUGAAUAUUUUAACACAGGCUGAUCCUGAUUUUCAAGCAUGCCAGAGAGUACUGGUGGAUCUUUUGAUAUCUUUGAUGAGUUCAAGAACUUGUUCAGAAGAGCUAAUCCUUCUUUUGAGAGUAUUUCUGGAGAAAUCUCCUUGUACAGAAAUUCUCCUUCUGGGCAUUCUGAAAAUUGUUGAAAGUGACGUUACUAUGAGUCCUUUGCAGUACCUGACCUUCCCUUUACUGCAUACUCCGAAUUUAAGCAACGGUGUUUCAUCACAGAAGUGUGCUGGGGUUCUCAGCAGUAAGGCCAUGGGGCUGUUGAGAAGGGCACGCAUUUCACGGCGCAGGAGAGAGGCCGGCAGGGAGGGCUUUCCCCAGCAGCUGCUUUCCUCCUGGCACGUUGCCCCCAUCCACCUGCCGCUGCUGGGGCAGAACUGCUGGCCGCACCUGGCGGAAGGCUUCAGCGUCUCACUGUGGUUUAACGUGGAGUGUCUCCACGAAGCAGUGAGCACUGCAGAGAAAGGGAAGAAGACAAAGAAAAGAAACAGAUCCUUAAUGCUACGCAGCAGCAGUGUGGAGGGAACAGAGGACAACAGACCGGAAGGUGCAGAGUACACGAAUCCUGGAGAAAGACUCCUAGAAGAUGGCUGUGUUCAUCUGAUUUCACUGGGAUCCAAAGCGCUGAUGAUCCAAGUGUGGGCUGAUCCCCCCAGUGGCUCUUUUAUCUUUCGUGUGUGCAUGGAUUCAAAUGAUGAUGUGAAAGCUGUUUUACUAGCGCAGGUUGAAUCACAGGAGAAUAUUUUCCUCCCAAGCAAGUGGCAGCAUUUAGUACUCACCUACUUACAGCAGCCCCAGGGAAAAAAGAACAUCCAUGGGAAAAUCUCCACGUGGGUCUCGGGACAAAGGAAGCCUGAUGUUACUUUGGAUUUUAUGCUUCCAAGAAAAACGAGUUUGUCAUCUGACAGCAAUAAAACGUUUUGCAUGAUCGGCCAUUGUUCUCCAUCCCAAGAAGAGUGUUUACAAUUGGCUGGAAAAUGGGACCUAGGAAAUUUACUCCUCUUCAGUGGAGCUAAGCUUGGUUCACAAGAGGCAUUUUAUUUAUAUGCUUGUGGACCCAACCAUACAUCUAUAAUGCCUUGUAAAUAUGGCAAACCUGUGAAUGACUAUUCCAAGUACAUUAAUAAGGAAAUUUUGCGAUGUGAAGAAAUCAGAGAACUUUUUAUGACCAACAAAGAUGUGGACGUUGGUCUUUUAAUUGAAAGCCUUUCAGUUGUGUAUACAACUUACUGUCCUGCUCAGUACACCAUCUAUGAGCCAGUCAUUAGACUUAAAGGUCAAAUGAAAACCCAGCUCUCUCAAAGACCCUUCAGCUCGAAAGAAGUUCACAGCAUCUUAUUAGAACCCCACCAUCUGAAGACGCUCCGGCCCACUGAGUGUAAGACCGUUCAGGGCAUUCUGCAUGAGAUCGGUGGAACUGGCAUAUUUGUUUUUCUCUUUGCGAGGGUUGUGGAACUCAGUAGCUGUGAAGAAACUCAAGCAUUAGCACUGAGAGUUAUCCUCUCAUUGAUCAAGUGCAACCAACAGAGAAUACGUGAAUUAGAGAAUUGCGAUGGGCUUUCCAUGAUUCACCAGGUGCUGGUCAAACAGAAGUGCGUUGUUGGCUUUCACAUGUUAAAGACCCUUCUUGAAGGUUGCUGUGGUGAAGACAUCAUUCACAUCAACGAGAAUGGAGAAUUUAAGUUGGAUGCAGAGUCUAAUGCUAUCAUCCAAGACACUAAAGUGCUGGAGGAGCUCCUGCUUGACUGGAAGAUAUGGAAUAAGGCAGAGCAAGGUGUCUGGGAAGGCCUGCUGGCAGCCCUGGAAGCCCUCAUCCGAGCAGACCACCAGCAGCAGGUGUUUAACAUUAAGCAGUUGCUGAAAGCGCGAGUGGUUCAUCACUUCCUGCUGACCUGUCAGGUUUUGCAGGAACACAAAGAGGGGCAGCUCACAUCCUUGCCCCGCGAGGUUUGUAGAUCAUUUGUGAAAAUUAUAGCAGAAGUCCUUGGAUCUCCUCCAGAUUUGGAAUUAUUGACAAUUAUCUUCAAUUUCCUUUUAGCAGUCCACCCUCCUACUAAUACUUACGUUUGUCACAACCCCACAAACUUCUACUUUUCUUUGCACAUAGAUGGCAAGAUCUUUCAGGAGAAAGUACAGUCAAUCGUGUACCAGAGGCGCUCUGGCAGUGGAGGGAGGUCUGUUACCAGCCCUGGACUGAUGGUCAUAAGCCCAUCUGCUUUUACUGCUUCACCACCCGAAGGAAGCGGCUCCGGCAGGGCUCUCCCGCAGCAGGCGGCUGCCCCCAUGCCGCGUUCCCGAAGCCUGCCGGCCUUCCCUACCUCCUCACCUCGGACAUGGCCACGGAAGCUGCCCGGAAGUGUGGGGGGCAGCAUCGAGGGGUUGCAGAGGGUCGUGGACAGUUACGUGGCUUCCUGGCCAGAGAAGCAGAGUCCGCUGGGGAGCUCCGAGACGCUGAGGAGAGGCGGGGAAGAUGCCUUCCUCAGCAGCUGCGAGUCUGCGAAAACGGUCUGCGAGGCGGAGGCCGCCCUGCCAGCCCAGGCCCCUGUCCCUGGCGUCCCGGGAACGGCGGCGCUUCCUGCAGCCAGGGUCGGUCAGAAAGAGCCGGGCGCGGAGCCCGGAUCCGAGGACGCCGGUCCCGGGGACGAGCCCUGCCCGCGCCGGCCCGAUCACCUGAGGGGGCUGGCCUCGUUCCAGCGCAGCCACAGCACCGUCGCAAGCCUCGGGCUGGCCUUCCCGUCACAGCACGGAGCUGCCGCCCUGGGCCGCUGGCCCAGCCUGGCCGACAGGAGCGCCGAGGACUGGGACAACUUUGCCUUUCCUCUCCGCUGCGAGCCCCUGGGCCGCCGGGCCGCAGGCGCUCACAGUGCGACUGAAGACUGCCUGGUCCCCAUAUGCUGUGGGCUGUACGAACUCUUGAGCGGGGUCCUUCUUAUCCUGCCUGACGCCAUGCUGGAAGACGUGAUGGACAAGCUCAUUCAAGCAGACACGCUCUUAGUCCUCGUUAACCACCCGUCACCUGCCAUACAGCGAGGAGUUAUUAAACUACUGCAUGCAUAUUUUAAUAGAGCAUCUAAGGAACAAAAAGAUAAAUUUCUGAAGAAUCGUGGCUUUUCCUUGCUAGCAAACCAGUUGUAUCUUCAUCGGGGAACUCAGGAAUUGUUAGAAUGCUUCAUCGAAAUGUUCUCUGGCCGACGCAUUGGCCUUGAUGAGGAGUUUGAUCUGGAAGAUGUGAAAAACAUAGAUCUUUUUCAGAAGUGGUCCGUCAUCCCUGUGCUGGGGCUGAUAGAGACCUCCUUGUAUGACAACGUGCUCUUGCAUAACGCUCUCCUGCUGCUUCUGCAAAUCCUGAAUUCUUGCUCCAAGGUGGCGGACAUGCUGCUGGAUAAUGGGCUCCUCUACGUGUUGUGUAACACGGUGGCGGCCCUGAACGGAUUAGAGAAGAACGUUCCUUCGAAUGAACACAGACUGCUGGCUUGUGACAUACAGCAGCUCCUCAUAGCGGUUACAAUCCACGCUUGCAGUUCCUCGGGCUCACAGUAUUUUAGAGUUAUUGAAGACCUCAUUGUACUGCUUGGAUAUCUUCAAAAUAGCAAAAACAAGAGGACACAAAAUAUGGCUGUCGCACUGCAGUUUAGAGUUCUCCAGGCGGCUAUGGAGUUUAUAAAGACCACCGCAAACCAUGACCCUGACAGCCUUACAGACUCGUGCCAGUCGCCUUCUCCCCACCAUGCAGUGUUGCAGAAGCGAAGGAGCAUUGCUGGUCCUCGAAAAUUUCCCCUUGCGCAGACUGACUCUCUUCUGAUGAAAAUGCGCUCGGUAGCAAGUGAUGAACUUCAUAUGAUGAUGCAACGGAGGAUGAGCCAGGAGAACCCGGUCCAGGCAACCGAGACGGAGCUUGCCCAGAGGCUGCAGAGGCUCGCCAUUUUAGCAGUUAACAGGAUAAUUUACCAAGAGUUUAAUGCAGACAUUACUGACAUUUUGAGUACUCCAGAAAAUGCUGCUCAAAGCCAGACCUCAGUUUCCGAGACUGAAAUUUCUGAAGAAAAUAUUCAUCAUGAACAGCAGCCUUCUGCUGUCAACCCGUUUCAGAAAGAGAUGUUCACCUAUCUGGUAGAAGCAUUCAAAACAUCUACCGGUUCAAGUAAAACCAGUGGUCCCAGACAGCAGUGGGCUAAACUCCUGGGCUCCUGCAAGGAGACCUUCCGAGUGCAGCUCGGGAGGCUGCUGGUGCAUAUCUUGUCGCCAGCUCACCCCUCACAAGAGAGAACACAAAUUUUUGAAAUAGUUCGUGAACCAAAUCAUCAGGAAAUACUACGAGACUGUCUUAGUCCAUCCCUGCAACAUGGAGCCAAGUUAGUUUUGUAUUUGUCAGAGUUGAUACAUAAUCACCGGGAGGAACUGAACGACGAAGAGCAGGACACAGCGGAGCUGCUCAUGAGCGCGUUAAAAUCGUGUGGGCACAAGUGCACCCCUCCCAGCGCAACGACCAAGUCAGACCUUCUUAAAGUGAUCAAAGAGGAACAGAAGAAAUACGAAACUGAAGAAGGUGUGAAUAAAGCCAACUGGCAGAAGACAGUUAAUAAUAAUCAGCAAAGUCUCUUUCAGCGUCUCGAUUCAAAAUCCAAGGAUAUAUCCAAAAUAGCUGCAGACAUUACGCAGGCAGUGUCUCUCUCACAAGGAAUUGAGAGGAAGAAGGUGAUCCAGCACAUCAGAGGCAUGUACAAAGUGGACCUGAGCGCCAGCCGACACUGGCAGGAGCUUGUCCAGCAGCUGACGCAUGACCGAGCCAUCUGGUAUGACCCCGUCUACUAUCCAACUUCAUGGCAGUUGGAUCCAACAGAGGGGCCGAAUCGGGAGAGGAGGCGUUUACAGAGAUGCUACUUAACCAUUCCAAAUAAGUACCUCCUCAAGGAUAGGCAGAAAUCCGAAGAUGUGGUCAAACCACCACUCUCUUACCUAUUUGAAGACAAAACUCACUCUUCUUUCUCUUCUACUGUAAAAGACAAAGCUGCAAGUGAGUCUAUCAGAGUGAAUCGAAGAUGUAUCAGCGUUGCCCCAUCUAGAGAGACAGCCGGUGAAUUGUUACUGGGUAAAUGUGGAAUGUAUUUUGUGGAAGAUAACGCUUCUGAUACAGUUCAAAGUUCGAGCCUUCAGGGAGAAUUAGAACCAGCAUCAUUUUCCUGGACAUACGAAGAAAUUAAAGAAGUUCACAAGCGUUGGUGGCAGUUGAGAGAUAAUGCUGUGGAAAUAUUUUUAACAAACGGCAGGACACUCCUGUUAGCAUUUGAUAACACCAAGGUCCGUGAUGAUGUGUACCACAGCAUUCUAACAAACCACCUCCCUAACCUUCUGGAAUAUGGCAAUAUCACGGCUCUGACAAAUUUGUGGUAUGCUGGACAAAUUACUAACUUCGAAUACUUGACUCACUUGAACAAGCAUGCCGGCCGGUCCUUCAACGACCUCAUGCAGUACCCAGUGUUCCCGUUCAUCCUGGCCGACUACGUCAGUGAGACCCUUGACCUCGGCGACCCCGCCGUCUACAGAAACCUCUCCAAGCCCAUCGCGGUGCAGUACAAAGAAAAGGAAGACCGGUACGUGGACACUUACAGGUACCUGGAGGAGGAGUACCGCAAAGGGGCCCGCGAGGACGACCCGAUGCCCCCGGUACAGCCCUACCACUACGGCUCCCACUACUCCAACAGCGGCACGGUGCUGCACUUCCUGGUCAGGAUGCCUCCCUUCACCAAGAUGUUCCUGGCCUACCAAGAUCAGAGUUUUGACAUUCCAGACAGAACUUUUCAUUCUACAAAUACAACGUGGCGUCUGUCAUCUUUUGAGUCCAUGACUGAUGUGAAGGAACUUAUCCCAGAGUUUUUCUAUCUUCCAGAAUUCUUAGUUAACCGUGAAGGGUUUGAUUUCGGUGUGCGUCAGAACGGCGAACGGGUUAAUCACGUCAACCUCCCGCCCUGGGCACGUAAUGACCCUCGCCUCUUCAUCCUCAUCCACCGCCAGGCUCUGGAGUCCGACUACGUGUCCCAGAACAUCUGCCAGUGGAUCGACCUGGUGUUCGGGUAUAAGCAGAAAGGGAAGGCCUCUGUCCAAGCCAUCAAUGUUUUCCAUCCUGCUACGUACUUUGGGAUGGACGUCUCUGCGGUGGAAGAUCCAGUUCAGAGACGUGCGCUGGAAACCAUGAUCAAAACCUACGGCCAGACCCCUCGUCAGCUGUUCCAGUCGGCACACGCCAGCAGGCCUGGGUCCAGGCUCAGCAUCGAAGGAGAGCUCCCUGCUGCCGUGGGGCUGUUAGUGCAGUUCGCGUUCAGGGAAACCAAAGAACAGGUCAAGGAGGUCACCUAUCCGAGUCCUCUGUCAUGGAUAAAAGGCUUGAAAUGGGGGGAGUACGUUGGCUCCCCAAGUGCUCCGGUGCCCGUGGUCUGCUUCAGCCAGCCCCACGGGGAGAGAUUUGGGUUUCUCCAGGCCCUGCCCACUAGAGCAAUCUGUGGUUUGUCACGCAACUUCUGUCUUCUGAUGACGUACAGUAAAGAACAAGGUGUGAGAAGCAUGAACAGCACUGACAUUCAGUGGUCGGCCAUCCUGAGCUGGGGCUACGCCGACAACAUUCUGCGGCUGAAGAGCAAGCAGAGCGAGCCUCCAGUAAGCUUCAUCCAGGGCUCGCGGCAGUAUCAGGUGACUAGUUGUGCGUGGGUGCCUGACAGUUGCCAGCUGUUUACCGGGAGCAAGUGUGGCGUCAUCACAGCCUACACCAACAGGUUUACCAGUGGCACGCCCUCGGAGAUAGAAAUGGAGUCUCAGGUACAUCUCUAUGGGCACACAGAAGAGAUAACCAGCUUAUGUGUGUGCAAGCCGUAUAGUAUAAUGAUAAGUGUAAGCAGAGAUGGAACCUGCAUCAUAUGGGACCUGAACAGGUUGUGCUACGUACAAAGUCUGGCAGGACACAAAAGCCCCGUCACUGCCGUCUCUGCCAGUGAAACCACAGGUGACAUAGCCACCGUGUGUGACUCAGCUGGUGGAGGCAGUGACCUCCGACUCUGGACGGUGAACGGGGACCUCGUUGGACAUGUCCACUGCAGAGAGCUCAUUUGUUCUGUCGCCUUCUCCAACCAGCCUGAGGGAGUAUCCAUCAACGUGAUUGCCGGGGGAUUAGAAAAUGGAAUCGUGAGGUUGUGGAGCACGUGGGACCUAAAGCCUGUGCGGGAAAUUACAUUUCCUAAGUCAAACAAGCCCAUCGUGAGCCUUACGUUUUCCUGUGACGGCCACCAUUUGUACACGGCCAGCAGCGAUGGGACAGUGAUCGCCUGGUGUCGGAAGGACCAGCAGCGCCUGAAACAGCCCAUGUUCUAUUCCUUCCUUAGCAGCUAUGCGGCUGGGUGAGUGCGGAGGACCUCCCCUUCUGCAGAGCACUUCAACUCCAAGCCAGUUUGCCGACUUCACCGGGCCCAGAAGGUCGAACCUGAAGACAUGUUUGACCAGACAGACCACCCAGAUAACGAUCGAGUCUGUUCAUCUGCACAGAGUUCUGCAGCCUCGCAAGGUCCUCAGGGGAAAGUUUUGUUCUAGUUUAGUGAUAAUGUGGAGGGUCGUGUGCACUGACCAACAACGUUUAAGGUUGGCACAGUCCAUUAAAAUCAUAUUCUUAGAGUGUUUUUCCACAAGGGAUUCUAAAGGAAAGAUUAGUGUCUCUCUUUUUCUGUUUUCUAUUAGUUCCUGUUUUCUAUUUUUCCAAAAAGACCAGUAGAAUUUAAGUUGGUUAGCUAAUUGUUUAUAUAAAAUACUCUAAAAAAAGUUACAUCUAAAAAAUUUUCUGCCAGGAUAACACACACCUCCCCCCUCAAAAAAAGGAAAGAUAAAAAUGAAAAAUUCAGGACUUCAUCAUCACUUUCUUUGAGAAGUAUGCAAUUCAUUAGGUGCCUCUGCACCAAACAUUUUUUGGAAUAUCCAAAUAUCAGACUCUCAGUGUUAAGGCAGUUUUUGCCUGUUGCCUUCUUAGCUCAGAGUAGAACCAGAAUUUUUGACAUUCUGUUUCUUCAUAAAAAUCCUGCUUAAAAUCCAUAACACUAGAUAUUGACUAUCCUUACUUGAGUCACUAAGAUUUAAACACAGUUUACAGAGCGUCAAGCACUGAACAGUUUGCAGCAGGAGCCCUGCACAGCAGAGGACGCUAGCGCAGGCAUGAGUGAUGCAGGCCUGAUACGGCCUGUAAUCUAACGUGCAGGAGGAGUUACCGAAGAAAAGGAGAGCUUACUCUGUGCUAAACAGGAGGCAGAAUAAUUCUUUUAGGAAGCAGUUUCCACUCUGUUUCUGCUAACCUUUACCCCCCGAAAACCCUAGGAACGAUAGAAAAGUCUGCGUGUACGCCGCAGCAAGCUUACAUGCGGUAAAGACAGAAUUCCUGAAAAUCCUGGGUCAGCCCGUCCCUGCCGUGACACUGUGGCUGCAUCUUCCUUGGGUGCUGCUGUAUCGGCUUUGAAAACACUGUCAGAGCAGCUCAGUAACGCUACCAUGAGAUAAAAGUGUGUGUUCCUGCCUAAGAAUAGCUUGCGUGUUUGUUCUGGGAAACUGAGUUCAUAUGGUGUUUACAGAACUACUUUUGUAACUUCCAGACUUUCUAAAACAUUCUGCUUAAAAGCUGUAUAAAGUCCAAUUCCAGAGCCUCUGCCGCGGAGACACACACGCGAGCAGGCGGGUGGCCGCGUGUGCGCGGGACCUCACGUUGCGAGCGGGGCGCCCGGCCGCCCGUGUCAGGCUCUGCGCAGACCCGGCGGCGGUCCGGUCCGGGCAGCUGCGGAGGCGAGGGUCUUCCUGCUCACGUUGCAGUGACUGUCUCUGUUUAAAAAAAAAAAAAAGAAUUGCAGGUAUUGCCUCCUUUCCCUUUUCUACUGAGAACUGUAAACUGGCCCCUUGUUAGAAUAGGGUUGCUACUCGGUCUGUUUUUUUAAGGCUGAAUUUCAUUUAUCUAAAGAGAAAAUAUGCACCAUAACUGGUCUUGUCAAGAGUGCAAGAUUAUAUUUUUAUGUAAAAAGUUAAAUUGGGGGGUUAUUUAUUCAGCAUGAGACUUAACGUGUGUGUCUGAAACGUGUCACGACGUGCAUGCGGCAGGGAGACGCCCGCCAGUGUCACUGGCUCUGCUAUCUUCGUGUGCACUGCCACUUCAAAUCGGGAAUAAAUUUCAUGAAACAGACUUAAGGACUAUUCUUAACACAAGUUAAAUAUUAUGACCUGACCAGACCUCAAGUUGGUGGCUUUUUUAAUAACUCGUACAAGUUCUAUCUUUAGCUCCCCUGUAAAUCUAUGUUGCUAAAAAGGGUAAUUUUCAUUUCUUAAUGGUGGGCUUCGUGAGACAUUAUAUAUUUCAACUUUCACUACUGUCAAAUGGCGUUUAGAUAUUAGUCCCAAGGUCAGACCACUCGCUGCUGAAAAAGGAGCAUCUCUCCCUCCCCCACCCCUCCAGUGGCAUCGCGUUCUGGCCCCGCCCGAGUACUGGGCACUGGGCAGCAGCGAAGGGCUGGCGGCGCCGCGGUUCUCGCGCUCCCAGGGGUCGCAGGCUGCAGAGGAGCUCGGUGUCAGCGACUUAGUGAGUGAAGUUACAAAACGUGGCUAAGUGCUGGGAACGAAGCGUGCAGGGUCCUCUGAGGGGAUGUAACAGGAAGCAGGGGGUUCUGGGAAAGCCCCCAAGAAAGUCAAUUUCUGUCGCGGAGAUUCGACAGGUAAAGGUGGCGCAGGUGUGUUCCAGGCAGGACACGGCCAAGGCCUGCGGCGGGGCGUCAGGGAACCGAGACCUCAGCUCCUCUGGGGGUCUUGCCAACGGUGAGUGAGUCCACCCAGCAGCACUCCAGGAACCCGGGCCUAGUCUUGUUUCUGCUUUGGACCUGCAGCAUUAAGGAUGCUCGAGAUGGAGCACACCUGCUUCUGGGUGUCUGUCCCCGAAAGAGCUCGGAAGCAGCAUCUACCAGCGUGAGCUGCCGGCCCAGCUGUCCCAGGCUGACCCCUCCGGUGGACGGCCGGUUCCACCCACGCCCGCGCCGGGGCGCGGCGGGGAGGGGGUUCCUCCAGCUCUUAGAGCCGCUCCUGGGCUUCUGCUUCUCGCCCUUGUGGAUGACCUGUUCAUGUUCUGAAUCAGACAGAAGAGCUCCAAGGUGCUCCGGUUCCAGACGGUGGCACGGGAGGGCCCUGCGCACACCCCUCCGCCCCCCGUACGGACACACGGCGUCUGCAGCUACAGCAGAACAGUUCCCUCGGAGAGGAACCCCCAGACCAGCUCAGCGACUCCCAGAAUCUGGGCAUAGGAGACACACUCACCAUCAGCCCCACUCCCAGCACGGCGGCCCACAACUGGGGACGGGCACACAGCCCCCAGCUUCUCCCUGCCGAGCAGGUGGUUUGAACCCCACAUCGGGCACCCCGACUUUUACAACCUCCGUCUGAGAGAUGAACCCCCCAAACAUCCAGCUUUAAAAGCCAGCGCGUGCGCGAGACCCACAAGCUGUAGCAGAUUGGGAAACGGAUCUUAAAGGUUCUGGACUCCGAGCUAAGGUCCCAGGCCCAGCAUGUGCCCAGUCCUCCUGGGAAGAGGCCUGUUGCUUAUCUCAGGAGCUGCAGGCUGAGGGGCCCCUGCGCUGCUCUCCGAGAUGGAAGGCGGCCGCACCGUCUCUGCCCACCCUGCCUUUCCCCGGAAACCGGGUUGUGCACGUUCGGGUUUUUGUGGCUCCCCCCAGGGGUACCCCCCAUCACCUGGUUCUGGGGGCCCUCAGGCUUGCAUGCCCGGGUCCCUCGGGCAGCGGACAAACCCCCAGACUUUCCAUGAAAGAGGCCAACUGCGGUCCUCUCUGGAGUCUGGAGGGCCCAUGGGUGUCACGUCUCUCCCUUGCCUGGUGUCUCAGAGAAGGGACCUGUGAGCCUCUCCAGCACCCCCGCCCUUGGGUCUGCCGCCCAGAGGACAUGUUCCUUGAAGCCUGGCUCUGGUGGCUGCCUUGUGUUCACAGACUCAUUGGGACAGUAGCAAAGAAACACUUUCUAACUGACUAACACCCCGGGGCUCAGAGCAGAGGGACCAGACAGAAACUCCCGUCUCCCAGGCUCCCCUGAAAGGGGUACGUUCGUGAACUUUAAAAGCUGCUGCCUGGGGGUCCAGCUUCCAGUCAGCCUGCAUCUCGGUGCUGAUGGAGACCCUCCCUUCGGAACACCCCCACUACCCGGGCCUCGGAGAAGAAAGCAGGCUGCUUGCACAGAAGGAGGUUUGAGAGCCAAGUCCCCCUAAAACCAGGUUCCUCUGCCGGGUUUGCGAUUAACCUCUCUACCCAAAACCUUGUUCCUCGUUUUAUCCUGCCUCUGUUUCCCACAGGAUCGAGGGGUAUCCCCAAAAGGGAGGACUGAAACCACGCAGGACUCUCCCAGGUACAUAAGCCCUUCCCUGUCCCUGUUUCUUGUUUGUAGAAUAAAGGCUUUAGUCUCCUAGGCCUCCCUGAGUCCCACAGAGCGGGCUCAAGGCUAGAAUAGAUCCAGGACUGCCAGUUCCUCCUGAAGGGAUACACAGAGCAAUUGGAGGCACAGCUUUGAGCUGUUCUCCAGAAAGUGGGCCCCCACCCAGCAGAGGACGGGAGCUGCACUCUGGCCACCAGCAUGUAGAGCCCAGAUUGGCGGGAACCAGAAGGUUGAGAUUCUUGAAACAUCAUCCUGUUACCUCACCACCAACCAAUCAGAAAGUCCGCGAGCUGAUCACACAUCUUACGAUCCUCUGUCCUAAAACCGUCUUUGAAAAGCUUUGUCUUGAGCGCCACCGUAGAGCCGGGUCUUUGGAGCACAAGGUGCCUGUCCUGGCUCGGCCCGGCCACAAACCUUUCUCUGCUCCAGACUCCAGUGUUGCUGUUGGUUUGGUCUUGCUGUGCACCAGGCACGCAAACUUGGGUUCGGCAGCAGUUUCUGGGGCACCAGCCGGCAGCCUGUGCCCGCGGCAGGUUGGCCCUGGCUGGGGGCUGCCCCUUCCCUGGGUCCCAGCAGCUGCUGGGGUCGUUUUGCUCCGAGGAACCCUGAGGCGGAAUAUCCUGAUGUCUGGUCAGCCUCCGGUUCCAGCUCGGGUGAGUCAGUCCGGCCACACAGGCUGGGACUCCCCCCUCUAUCCGGGCUCAUGCCCUUGCGGGAAGGGGGCCUGUCUGGACCAUUCCCUUCGGGAGCCGAGCUAGUCUGAUUCAGAGGCCUCGGCUCGGAGGGGGAGUGGAAGUGCCGGGCUCUGCCCGUCCGGCCUUCGGUCUGUGCGGCCGUGUCUGUUGGUGGUGCAUUCGUGUGUCACCAUCAGUUCUUGCGUUUUUGACAAAGUGGAAGUCUUCCCGGGUCCUGGAGGCUGAGCAGGACAGCCGAUCCUUACAGGCCUCAGUGAGACCAUCUGUGUCUCUUCCUGGUUGUGACCCUCGUUAGGGGGCCCUGGUGGGACUUUCCUAGGAGGAUCCUGGCAACUUGAAUUAUUUGUAGUGGGGGGGGGGGGGGUCGGGGCGCCAGCUCAGUACCUGCAGAACCUGCGUGUGCACUGCUAAACUACCCGCUGGGAGAACUCACGCAGCAACUGUCUAGAGAAGGGAACUUCCAGUGAGCUAAGAGGAGCCGAAUCUGUCUCCAGCAGCCCUAUUACAGGCCUCUGGGCAGCUGGGGACAGAGCCUCACCCGAGAGCUGAGGCUGUGAGCAAGCAGACAUCGGUCCUCCCAGGGGCCCAUUAGGGUGCAUCCUGGGUCUGGAAACUCUGUGACUGCCCCACCAAUGCAAGAACAACUUACUUCCUUCUGUAAAACUGUCUGGCCACGACACCAGCUAGGUGACCAGGAGAAACAGCCAGAAAGCGGCUCCCUAAAUUACACCACCAGGCUCCAGCUAGACUCACUCUGCGGGAGAGGAGAGACGUGAGAGUCCCCGCGCCCAGUGUUUUAUGGUCCUGGACCAGGGCCAGGGGCUCCAGGAGGAAUGCAGGCUUAAGUGUACUUGGUGGUCUAACUGGGAGAGGAAGACCAUACUCCCCGUUUUGAAAGGACCCCCUGAAGACCCCUUCAAUUUCCCUUUGCCGCCCGUGCUCCCAGUAAUUACGGCCAACUUCCAAAGAUGGCAGGAGGGCCUGACACCCCCGCCUCCCAGCUGGUUGAAGGGGUCUUUCGGGUUUUCAAGAACCAAGAUGUGGCAGAAGAAGAAAAGAAGGCCAGAAGAUGAGGAAGCAGGCUGCCCUGUUUGCAGUGGGGCUGGGGGCCACCCCAGGCAGCCCCGGAGGAGAGAAUAAGAAACGUCAUGGGUGAGCGCCCUCUGCCCCCAACGUGGGACACACGGGCCACCAGCCGAGCUGGGACCUCAUCAGUGCACUUACUGUGAGGAAGCGGGGAUGCCAUCACUGUCCCCAGAGGGCAAGGCCUGCGCCAAACCCCUUCCUUUCAGCUCCCGCUCCUCAGCUGGUCCUCAAAACAUCCCCCCGGCCUCCCCUGACGAGCCCCGGGUUACCUUAGAAGCAGGAGGAGAGCCGGGGGAACUGGGGGUAGAGAGCAGCUACCCACCACGUUCCCGGUGUUAACAACCCGAAGGGGCCUCCUCUCCAAGAGGUAAUGCGACAUCAAAGAGGUGUCAGGAAUGGAAGGUACCAGGAAAUCUCACCUGAAGAUGCCCCAGACCAGACUCACUUGUUGACCUAAAGCUGCUUCUGCACACGGCACACCCACACGGGUCCACAGCACCCGGACCUGGGGCAGGGCCUAAUGCAGUUCACCUCCGGCCACUCCUCCGAGGCUGGGAAAGGGGGCUGUUUUAGCUAGGGCUCGGAAACCAGCACCGAGAGUCGAGGAAAAGGAAAAAACGGGAAUACGUUCCAAACAGAAAACACACUAAAAGCUCAGAAAAAUACCUUGAUGGGACAGAGAUUAGUGAUUUACCUGAUAAAGAGGCGUAAAUACGCUUACCAUGCAUGGAUGAAAUAAAAAUCCACAUUCUAAGGCCAGAGAAGAAAAAAUGUAAAAGCGAUUUCUCUGCCCGCUUGGGCCCCUCCCUCCCCUCGAGUGUGCACUGUGCGUGUGUACUGUGGUUAACCAACCCCCAUGGCCACCUCCGGGCACCGGCGUGUAGCUCCCUCGAAGGUCACGUUCCUUCCUCAGUCCUGUCCAGUGUCACACCGACCCCUCACCCACUGUUUACACGCAGACAUCUCUGGUGACCUUUGUGUGCAAUGCCCACAUACCAUCUCCCUUAAGGACAGCCGUGGGUACCGAGCCGCCCGGCCAGAAGCUGCAGGGAGCUUGCGGGCUGCACCUGAUGGAAGUUCGUAGCUUAACUACUUACUUACUACGGCCUUAGUGAUGUCGCUAGCUGUGUACUAGCAUUCUGCCUGUUUUACAGGUUAUUGUUUCUUGCAUUACCAAGUGUGUGACUGAGCCUCAGAUGAAUUAAUGAUGAUCAGCUGACUUGAAAUGACUGCCCAAAUAUGUAUUUCUGUAAAGCCAAUGAUUGUAAUGGUGAAACUCGGGUUUGGGAAAAAGCAACAAGACGAAACCGUUUCCUGGACCAUGACAGGCUGGUAGCAUGGGCGGCCCAGAGGCGUCUGGUCUCUGUUAACAGCGCCUAGUCCAGGAGCAGCGCAGUGAGUGCCCACCACUGAAAUCCUUGGCGGACCUGGGAGUGAGCAUUCCUAGCCCCGUGGGACCAACUGGUCACCCAGUGCCUCCCAAACCUCAGUGGAAAUGAAGACCCAAGGCGAAGGGACUGUACGUGUCGCCCACCUCCCAGUGCUACAAGGGUCAGGCCAUCAGCCGCUGCGGGCGCUGCCCCAGACGCACCGUGCAAGGCGUUCAGGGUGAAGAUCGGGGGGAGGCCUCUGUGCUCUGGGAAAACGGACAGAACAGGCCCUCGGAGAGGUAGGUAUUUUCAGAAAUUUUUUAUAAACCUGGAUCCUUGCCUCCUGCCAUACUUAGAAAAGCACGAAGACCAUGAAGUGAAGUGUCUGCUCCUCGUGGCUGGCAGCCUCUUUCUGCUUAGACGUGUGCUUGGUCGCACACACCGCUUUGCCAAACUCACGUAUGUACUGCUCACCCCCGACCACCUCUUCAGAGCAGCGCUCAGAGCUCCGAGGGGCUGUCUCUUGGGUGAUGAGCCUCAGUUGGUCUCAGGUCCGAUUUUCCGUUUCUUUCUUUCUUUGAUUGUUGGUCAAGGGCUCUUUUGUUGCCGACAUUUGCAAGGAGCACAGUGCGGGAACAAAGUGAGAAUUUCAACAAAGAGAAAGAAAACACAAGAAGGCGCCAAACAGAAAUCACAGAGCUGGAGAAUGAAUGAGAUGAAUGAAGACAAUCAAAACUGAACUGAAAAAUGCAGUAAAGGGCUCCGCAGCAGACGAGAUGAAGCGGUGAACUCAGAGACAGGAAGGCGGCGGAAUUCAUCCAGCCAGAGCAGGGAAGGAAUAGAGAACGGGACUGAGGAGGGCACCAGGGGCUCGUGGGAAACGUCCAGCAACCAAGAUCUGCCUUAGAGGGACCCAGCGGAGAAGAGAGAGAAAAAGGGGCGAAGACGUCCCUGACCUGGGGAAGAAAACGGAAGUCCAGAUCCGAAUGCCCAGAGAGGAACCCACACCAAGGAUGCGUCACAAUUAAACUCAAAAGGUAAAGAGGAACCACAGAGUCAAGGUUUAGCAGAGUGGGGAGGAGAGCAACUCAGUGGCUUCACAUUUGGGGAUUGAAACUAUUCGAAGUUUUUUUCUGGAAGUGUUUUUUUCUUUAAUUUCUUUUUUUUUUAAUUGAAGUCUAGUCAGUUUACAAUGUUGUGUCCAUUUCUGGUGCACAGCAUCAUGUUUCAGUCAUCCAUGGACAUACAUGUGUUCCUUUUCAUAUCCUUUUUAGCCACAGGUCACUUCAAGAUAUUGAAUAGAGUUCCCUGUGCUGUACAGUAGGACUUUUUGUUGUUUAUCUAUUUUAUGUAGUAGUUUGUAUCUGCAAAUCCCAAACUCCCAAUUUAUCCCUUCCCACCCCCUUUCCCCACUGGUAACCAUAAGUUUGUUUUCUAUGUCUUCAGUCUGUUUCUGUUUUGUAAAUAAGUUCAUUUGUGUCUGGUUUUUUUUAGAUUCCACAUAUAAGUGAUAUCACAUGGUAUUUUUUUUCUCUUUUUCUGGCUUACUUCACUUAGAAUGAUGAUCUCCAGGUCCAUCCAUGUUGCUACAAAUGGCAUUAUUUUAUUCUUUUUUGUGGAGAGUAGUAUUCUGUUGUGUAAAUACACCGUGGCUUCUUUAUCCAGCCAUCUGCCGGUGGACGUGGUGGCGGUUUAGAUUAUCCAUGUUACUCUUUCCUCGCUGAUGACCCUUCAGCUAUUUCCAGGGUGUCCCAAAUUGGAGGCAAAAUGCCCCCAUUUGUUUCUACUCUGUCCAGUUCUUGGACAGCUCUAUUACCUAUAUCAGGAUAACACUCCAUAAUCUACGAAGCCACAGCAUUUCAAAUACCACAGGCUGAAAGCCUUUGCAAUGAGGACGACCCACUGAGAAGCAGCGGCAGUCGGGGGGUGUGCAGAGGGGGAUAUCAGGGCUGCGGUCAAAGGGAAGCAGAAGAGGUUUCGGACUGAGCACAAACUGGUAUUCUGGAGCUUCACACACACAGCAUCAAUGCAAACAGUAUUUAUCAGCUGUUUCCCCCAGAUUAUGGCCCAGUUUUAAACUCCACCGUUUAAAAAGCUGCUACAUGUGUGGAUACAAAAUACACACACUUGAACCUACACUGAACUGGGAAGGCGGUGCCACUAAUUUUGCCGUGUGUUAUGUGACCUAAACAGAAAAACACAUCCUGCCCUGUUGGGGACACUGGGUUGCAACUCAGCUAUUGGAGACAAAUUAAAUAAUACAGUGUGUCCUUUGAGACCAAAAGGACUGGGAGACUGCUUGAGACCGGGCUGCGAUAUUCCUGCUCCCGUGCCGAGCUUGCGUCUCCUCUCACGGGCAAAGCUAAUGAGAAGCGAGUUUAGGGGAGGGCGUUUCGUGGCAAAGUUUGGCUCAGGCCCAAAGUGAAUUAAACUGGUCUUACUAAAACUUCUGAAGACUGCUAACAGUCAGUCAUUCUUUCAUUCUCAGAUUUUAAUUUUGCCAAAAGAGCUUUUUAAAAAGUCACUGGAAUCUGGUUUCAAGCAUUAAGAGAAAAAGACCAUCUUUUCUGAGACUUCAGGGAAAACUUAUAACGUUCGCCCCUGUUGGGGUGAUCUAAAUACAGAUGGUUAGUUAGCUAACUUCAUCCUGUGCUUUCUAGAGACAAUACUGUAUGUACAGAGUAGCAUUUUAUUACAAGUAAAAUCUCCUCAUGGGUAUUCCUAGCUGGAUGAGAAUGAAACAUCUAUUUUAUAUUUAAGGGUGGUCUGGAGAACACCCUUGUGAGAUCUGAUGCCUCCCAGCCUGGAGCUGAGACUGAAAGAACAGGGCCUUCCACACCUUUCUAGCCUGUGCAUCUGUUCCCAAGUCCAAACUCGUUCUGCUCGCCACACGGCAGGCCAAUAAUCGGGAGACGAGGUGUUGGGACAAGGAAUAGCGACUAUUCGGAAAGCCGGCAGACUGAGAGGAUGGCAGACUAAGGUCCUGGAGAACCAUCUUCCCCAAGUCAGAAUUCAGGCUCCUUUUACACUAAAAAGGGGAGGGGGUGUGGUUGGUUGUUGCAAGUCUCUUGGUGUAGGAAUUCUUUGUUCUUGGAAUCCUUUGUUCUUGCAGCUGUCCACGUGGGUCAGGUCACGGUGUCCCUGUAAACCUCCAGCAAAACAGACGGUAUUUUCUCCUCUGCAACUUAUCUUUGUAUGAAUGGAAAAGUGUGAAUAUCCUUAAAGGUCAGAGCCUUGAGAAUGGGCUCUCCUGUGUAUUUCAGGCUCCAGGCAACAUUCUUUUACAAAAGGUGCAGAACCAGCAGGACUGAGCCCAGGAAGCAGAGCACAGGGUCAAAGCCAAAGGGACAGAUUUAAUAGGGAGUCAGAUUAGUUCUUUUCUAUCACAGAUCUUUAUACACAAACAUCGUUCUCUGGUCCUGGGUGCAGGCGUCAUUCACAGAGCCCGCUGCAGUUCUGCCUCAGAGGUACAUGUGUACACUGGUGCCCCCGAGUGGGCCGUCCUCGUGCCCAUUGCUCUCUGUAAACUGGCAGUCUCUUUUCUACCGCAUUUCUGAAUGUUAAAUUUCUUUCAGCUAUUACAAUUGACUAUUUUGAAUACGCUCAAUGUUGGGAAAUCUUUCUCCCAUGAACGUAUAUGCGUUUUGAAAACAAAGUCAUUCAGAGCUGAAUCUGAUAAAUAAAAUAUGUGAUAAUUGUUUUAGUCAAAAACAAAGUACAAUUACAAGGUGGUAAAAAAAAAAAAAAGUGUGAUUCUGCAGGUAGUUCCAAAAGAGGAAAUUCUGAAUGUUUUGAGCAACUUAUUACAGUAUCAUUGGAAUAGGGUCAAUUAGGUAUAUGCUGGGAAAGAAAGAUGAAUGGAUGAGUGGAUGGAUGGAUGGAUGAGUGGAUGGAAGGAUGGAUUGGUGGAUGGAAGGAUGGAUGGAUGGGUAGGUGGACAGAUGGACGGACACUGUAUGUCUCAUUUGUUUGUUUCUUUGUUUUUAAGAAAACUUCCUAACUCAAAACAAACUACUGAGUCCUACGUUACUUUCCUUGUCUUUGGAUAACAUCUUUCACAGGGCCUGAAGCCCACACUUGGGUUAUCUUCACUUACAUUUCCUCAAGCUUCUUCUUUGCUAAGAAACUCCCUACCUUGGUGUGAACUUACUUGACUUCCCCUGAGGAGUCUCUUUCUUUCUUGUCCUCUGUUUCAGUAGAUCACAGUUCCUCCAUGUUUAUCCCAGGAUAAUUAUUAUACAAAUAUAAAAAUAGGAUAAGAAUGACAGGGCUGUGUACACAUGUCCAUCCAGGGAUCACAACAGUUCCUUGCAGAUCCACCCAAAAUGGCUCAGUUAGACCCCCGUUUAAGGCCCCAAACAUAGUUAUCACUCAAGAGAUGAAUUGUGCCGUAAGUAAUGAGUCUCUCUCAAUCUGAAAACCCUUGUAUUUUCUCUGUGCAAUAAAUCAUUCCAUAUCAGACAGUA